AUGACCAAGCCAACAGCGCCCAAGGAAUCACCGAAGGAAUCGUUCCUCGAGGCGCUACCAGUCGAGCUUCUCGUUCACAUCUUCCGCAAUGCUCCCUCCUUCAAAGACGCCUCAAACUUGGCACUUUGUUCCAACCAGCUUUACGCCGUCUGGUGCCAGCAUCUUAUUCCAAUCUGCAACGAAAUUGCCCCGGCCUGCGUCCCUAACUACUCUGCCUUGCGCCAAUUGCUAGCCGAUGUUGGAAAGCUACCCCUACACACCCAACCCAGCACCAUCGAUCAAGUGAAACUCAUCCUCGAUCAAUCAUCGAGCCGCCGAAAGGGCCUGCUGCAGUGGUACAACGUCUUCGUUGACAAUUACGAGCGACGCGAUCCGCAAACACCGAACGAACUGUCGCCGACAGAAGAAAGGCGAUACGUUGGCGGGAUGUACCAGCUGAUCGGGCUGUUAUCAAUCGACAAGACCACAAGGCAGCAGCGCAUCAAGGACAUGGACCUCAAGACGUUGUUUUCACUCUCCGACUACACCUGUCUCAUUGACCCAUACCUUAUUCCGGAGUUGGAUUUCACUGUCGAUGAGAACCUUGGCGCGGCUGUCGAGAAUAAUCCGGUGUCGGUUCGGAGCCUGCAGAUUGAGCUUCGUCGGCAGCGCAACAAGUUCUUCAACGAACUGUACGAUCACAAAUACCACCCGAAAGGACACACCCCGUACGAGGAAGGCGGGCGCUAUUCGUGGUGGUGCGAUUGCCAACAGGAGACGUUCAAGAGUAUGUUGACCGGACGUGUGUUUAGCGAGGAGGGAGCCGUGUCGAAGGUCAGGGAGGAUCUGUGGUAUGACAGCGAGGCGGAGUGA
Molecule: messenger RNA, 852 nt
Organism: Aspergillus mulundensis
Lineage: Eukaryota; Fungi; Ascomycota; Eurotiomycetes; Eurotiales; Aspergillaceae
Exons: 1
Coding region: 1-852 (283 amino acids)
Molecular function (GO): protein binding
Source: RefSeq, a predicted model, not a curated record